UUUUUCCCCCCAAAGCAAAGCAUGAACAGUUGUUUAGUGGAAAAUGGAGGCUGAAUUUUACAUGGCGCUUCUUACCUGCUUGAUCUUCUGGAACCCAGAGGGGUUUCAGAUCGUCCAUGUCCAGAAACAACAGUGCCUUUUCGAAAAUAAGAUCGUGUCCAUGGGCUCGUGCAAUGGGACGGAGAAGAACCAGCAGUGGAUGUGGACUGAGGACGCAAAACUCCUUCACCUGAAGUCUGCACUGUGCCUGGGCAUCUCCAACUCCUCUGGUGGCCCUUCCCGAUCAGCCAUCUUUGUCCACUGCUCCCAGGCCCCCCGAUGGACUUGCUAUGAGAAGACAGGGUUCCUUGAGGUGAAAAAUGCCUCUCUCUUUCUCAAGAAACAAGGCACCAAGGCAGUGGUCAAAAAGGGCAGGAAAUACCUCCAUAGCUGGAUGAAAAGAGAUGUCAACAAGGAGGGAAAACCAGUCAAUGAAAGCCUCUGCUUAAAAAAAGCUGGCCUGGGAGCAGAAUUUUCAGUAAGGAGCAUUAGGAACACGUCUCCUCCCCAAAUCCCCACUGCGUUUAAUGCUGCUCCGUACAGCCCAGACCAGCUCAUUAGCAAUACCACAGAGGCCUUCACCAGAACUACUCCCGAAAACUCCAGCCGAAACAGCAGCCAGGGGCAGCCCCCCAGUCUGCAGGUGACUGGAAGUACAGAAACAUCAUCAGUUCCCUGGACUCCUCGGCCCUUCUCCACCACCACUGAGGAGACCGGACUGGGGGAGCCGGCGAGGUGUAACUUCACCGUGACCGAGUCCGGGGUCUCCAGCCGGGCCGCGUCUCUCCAGUGGAGAACUCUGGGGUCGCCCUGUAACUUCAGCUUCAUCUACAUCAAUGACACAUCGGGGUUCACGAAGUGCCACCCCAGGAGGAUAGACAACACCACCUAUGAAUGUAACCCCAAGGAUUUACAAGCGGGAACCGUCUAUAACUUCAGGAUUGUGGCUCUGGAUGGAGAAGAGAGAACUGUGGUCUUGCAAACAGACCCUUUGCCUCCUGCUAGGUUUGAGAUCAGUAAAGAGAAGACUACUUCAACCAGCCUGCACGUUGGGUGGACUCCUUCAUCCGGAAGAGUCACCUGGUAUGAGGUGCAGUUACUUGAUGGUCACCAAAAGAUGCAGGAGGCCCAAAUUCAGGAGAGUACUUCAUGGAAUGAAUAUGCAUUUUCUAACCUUACUGCUGGUAGUAAAUACAAUAUUGCCAUCACAGCUGUUUCUGGAAAUAAACGGUCCCCUACAAUUCAUAUCAAUGGAUCAACAGUGCCAUCCCCGGUGAAAGAUAUUGGUAUUUCAGCAAAAACAAAUUCUCUCCUGAUUUCCUGGUCCCAUGGCUCUGGGAAUGUGGAAAGAUACCAGCUGAUACUAAUGGAUAAAGGGAUCCUAGUUCAUAACGUUGUUGUGGACAAAUAUGCUACUUCCUACACUUUUCAUGGACUGACAUCUGGCCACCUCUACAACCUCACCAUUGUAACUGAGGCUUCAGGGCUGCAAAACCGAAAGUGGAAACUGGCCAGGACGACCCCCACAGAAGUCUCAAAUCUGAAGGUGACAAAUGAUGGCACUUUGACAUCCCUAAAAGUCAAGUGGCAAAGACCUCCUGGAAAUGUGGAUUCCUACAACAUCACGCUGUCUCACCAAGGGACCAUCACAGACUCCAGAACAUUAGCACCCCAGGUUACAGAAACCCAAUUUAAAGGCUUAACCCCUGGACGACUUUAUCAAGUUACCAUCAGCUGUGUCUCUGGCGAAUUGUCUGCUCAGAAGAUGGCAGUGGGCAGAACAGUUCCAGAGAAGGUUGGGAACCUGGAGGCAAACAGCAAUGGUUCGGUGAGGUCCCUCGUAGUGAGCUGGUCGCCCCCUGCUGGAGACUGGGAGCAGUAUCGUAUCCUGCUCUUCAAGGAUUCCUUGGUGCUGCUCAACAUCACCGUGGGAAAGGAAGAAACACAUUAUGUCAUAGAUGACAUAGGGCUCAUACCGGGAAGACAGUAUGAGGUAGAAGUCACUGUUGAGAGUGGAAAUCUGAAGAACUCUAAGCGUUGCCAAGGCAGGACAGUCCCCAUGGCUGUCCUCCAGCUUCGUGUCAAACAUGCCAAUGAAACCUCCCUGGGCAUCAUGUGGCAGACCCCUGCUGCAGAAUGGGAAAAAUACAUCAUUUCACUAGCGGACAGAAACCUCUUGCUCAUCCACAAGUCACUCCCCAAAGAAGCCAAAGAAUUCACUUUUACUGACCUGGUGCCUGGACGAAAAUACAUAGCUACUGUCACCAGUAUUAGUGGAGACUUAAAAAAUUCAUCUUCAACGAAAGGAAGAACAGUGCCUGCCCAAGUGACUGGCUUGCAUGUGGCCAACCAAGGGACAACCAGCAGCCUAUUUACUAACUGGACCCAGGCAGCAGGAGACAUAGAGUUCUACCAAGUCUUACUCAUCCAUGAAAAUGUGGUCAUCAAAAAUGAAAGUGUCUCCAGUGAGACUAGCACAUACAGCUUCCACUCCCUCAAAUCAGGCAGUCUCUACUCCGUGGUGGUAACAACAGUAAGCGGAGGGAUCUCUUCCCGACAAGCGGUGGUGGAAGGAAGGACAGUCCCUUCCAGUGUGAGUGGAGUAACGGUAAACAAUUCUGGUCGCAAUGACUACCUCAGCAUAUCCUGGCUGCCAGCUCCUGGAGAUGUGGAUAACUAUGUAGUGACUCUGUCUCAUGAUGGCAAGGUGGUUCAGUCCCUCAUUAUCGCCAAGUCCGUCAGCGAAUGCUCCUUCAGCUCCCUCACCCCUGGGCGCCUCUAUGAUGUGACCAUAACCACAAGGAGUGGAAAGUAUGAAAAUCAUUCCUUCAGCCAAGAUCGGACCGUGCCUGACAAGGUCCAAGGAGUCAGUAUUAGCAACUCGGCCAGGAGCGACUACUUAAAGGUAUCCUGGGUGCAUGCCACUGGAGACUUGGAUCACUAUGAAGUCACCAUUAAAAACAAAAACAACUUCAUUCAAACGAAAAGCAUCCCCAAGUCUGAAAAUGAGUGUGUAUUUGUUAAGCUAGUUCCUGGACGGUUGUACAGUGUCACUGUUAGUACAAAAAGUGGGCAAUAUGAAGCCAGCGAACAAGGGAAUGGGAGAACAAUCCCAGAGCCUGUUAAGGAUCUAACAUUGCGGAAUAGGAGCACUAACGACCUUCUCGUGACUUGGUCACGAGCUGAUGGGGAUGUCGACCAGUAUGAGAUUCAGUUGCUCUUCAAUGACAUGAAAUUACUUCCUUCUUUUCACCUUGGAAAUACCGCAACCGAGUAUCGCUUCACCUCCCUAAUACCCGGGCGCCGGUAUAAAAUUCUCGUGUUGACGAUCAGUGGAGAUGUACAGCAGUCAGCCUUCAUCGAGGGCUUCACAGUUCCUAGCACUGUUAAAAAUAUUCACGUCUCUCCCAACGGGGCGACAGAUAGCCUGACAGUGAACUGGACUCCUGGUGAGGGCGAUGUUGAUUCCUACACCGUGUCCGCAUUUAGGCAGAACCAAAAGGUUGAAUCUCAGACUAUCCCCAAGCACAUCUCCGAGCACACGUUCCACAGACUGGAGGCUGGGGAGCAGUACCAGAUUGUGGUUGCCUCGGUCAGCGGGUCCCUGAGGAACCAGAUAGAUGCGCUCGGCCGGACAGUCCCAGCAUCUGUCCAGGGAAUAAUUGCAGACAAUGUAUACAGCAGUCAUUCCUUAAUAGUAAGUUGGCAAAAAGCCGUUGGCAUGGCAGAAAGAUAUGAUAUCCUACUUCUAAAUGAAAAUGGGAUUCUUCUGAGUAACACAUCAAAACCAGCCACCACGAAGCAGCACAAAUUUGAAGACCUGACACCAGGAAAGAAAUACAAGAUACAGAUCCUCACUGUCAGCGGAGGCCUCUUUAGCAAGGAAGCCCAGACGGAAGGCCGAACAGUGCCAGCAGCUGUCACCAACCUGCGGAUCACAGAGAACUCCACCAGACACCUGUCCUUCACCUGGACCACCUCAGAGGGAGAGCUCAACUGGUACAACAUCUUUCUGUACAACCCAGAUCGAACUCUUCAGGACAGAGCUCAAGUUGACCCACAAGUCCAGAGCUUUUCUUUCCAGAACUUACUGCAAGGUCGAAUGUACAAAAUGGUGAUAGUAACUCACAGUGGGGAGCUGUCUAAUGAGUCUUCCAUAUUCGGAAGAACAGUCCCAGCCUCUGUGAGUAACCUCAAGGGAUCCAAUCGGAACAUGACAGACAGUCUCUGGUUCAGCUGGAGUCCAGCCCCUGGGGACUUCGACUUCUAUGAGCUGAUUCUCUAUAAUCCCAAUGGCACGAAGAAGGAAAACUGGAAAGAAAAGGACCUGACGGAGUGGCGUUUCCAUGGCCUUGUUCCUGGAAGGAAGUACACCCUGUGUGUGGUAACUCACAGUGGGGAGCUCAGCAACAAGGUCACAGGGCAGAGCAGAACAGCCCCAAGUCCUCCCAGUCUUAUGUCAUUUGCUGAUGUUGCAAACACAUCCUUGGCCAUCACCUGGAAGGGGCCACCAGACUGGACAGACUACGAUGACUUUGAGGUGCAGUGGCUACCCAGAGAUGCAAUCACGGUCUUCAACCCCUACAGCAACAGAAAAUCAGAGGGACGCAUCGUGUAUGGUCUUCGUCCAGGGAGAUCCUAUCAGUUCAGUGUCAAGACUGUCAGCGGAGACUCCUGGAAAACCUACAGCAGACCAGUUUCUGGGUCUGUGAGGACAAAGCCAGACAAAAUCCAAAACCUGCAUUGCCGGCCUCAGAACUCCACGGCCAUUGCCUGCUCUUGGAUCCCUCCUGAUUCUGACUUUGACGGGUAUAGCAUUGAAUGCCGGAAAAUGGACACUCAAGAAGUUGAGUUUUCCAGAAAGCUGGAGAAGGAAAAAUCUCUGCUCAGUAUUAUGAUGCUCGUGCCCCAUAAGAGGUACCUGGUGUCCAUCAAGGUGCAGUCAGCUGGCGUGACCAGUGAGGUGGUGGAAGACAGCACCAUCACAAUGAUAGACCGCCCUCCUCCUCCACCUCCGCAUAUCCGUGUGAAUAAAAAGGACGUGCUAAUUAGCAAAUCUUCCAUCAACUUUACUUUCAACUGCAGCUGGUUCAGCGACACCAAUGGAGCUGUGAAAUACUUCACGGUGGUAGUGAGAGAGGCUGAUGGCAGUGAUGAGCUGAAGCCGGAACAGCAGCACCCUCUCCCCUCCUACCUGGAGUACAGGCACAACGCCUCCAUUCGCGUGUAUCAGACCAAUUAUUUUGCCAGCAAAUGUGCCGAAAGUCCUGACAGCAACUCCAAGAGUUUUAACAUUAAGCUCGGAGCAGAGAUGGAGAGCCUGGGUGGAAAAUGUGAUCCCAAUCAGCUAAAAUUCUGUGACGGACCGCUGAAGCCGCGCACUGCCUACAGAAUCAGUAUUCGGGCUUUUACACAGCUGUUUGAUGAGGACCUAAAGGAAUUCACAAAGCCACUCUAUUCAGACACGUUUUUCUCUUUGCCAAUCACCACCGAGUCAGAGCCUUUUUUUGGAGUUAUUGAAGGCGUGAGCGCUGGUCUGUUCCUAAUUGGCAUGCUGGUGGCCGUUGUUGCCUUAUUCAUCUGCAGGAGGAGAACGAGCCAUGGUCGAGAAAGGCCCUCUGCCCAGCUGAGCAUCCGCCGGGAUCGGCCAUUGUCUGUCCACUUGAACCUGGGCCAGAAAGGUAACCGGAAAACUUCUUGCCCAAUAAAAGUAAAUCAAUUUGAAGGGCACUUCAUGAAGCUGCAGGCCGACUCCAACUACCUUCUGUCCAAGGAGUACGAGGACUUAAAAGACGUGGGUCGAAAUCAACCAUGUGAUAUUGCACUCUUGCCGGAGAACAGAGGGAAAAAUCGAUACAACAAUAUAUUGCCCUAUGAUGCCUCUCGAGUGAAGCUGUCCAAUGUCGAUGACGACCCAUGCUCCGACUACAUCAAUGCCAGCUACAUCCCUGGCAACAACUUCAGAAGAGAAUACAUCGCUACUCAGGGACCUCUUCCUGGCACGAAGGACGACUUCUGGAAAAUGGCGUGGGAACAGAAUGUUCACAACAUUGUCAUGGUGACCCAGUGUGUGGAGAAGGGCCGAGUGAAGUGUGACCAUUACUGGCCAGCGGACCAGGACUCGCUGUACUACGGGGACCUCAUCCUGCAGAUGCUCUCAGAGUCGGUGCUGCCCGAGUGGACCAUCCGGGAGUUUAGGAUAUGCAGUGAGGAACAGCUCGACACACACAGGCUCAUCCGCCACUUCCACUAUACGGUGUGGCCGGACCACGGAGUCCCAGAGACCACCCAGUCCCUGAUCCAGUUUGUGAGGACUGUCAGGGACUACAUCAACAGGACGCCCGGGGCCGGGCCCACCGUGGUGCACUGCAGUGCCGGUGUGGGCAGGACUGGAACCUUUAUCGCGUUGGACCGAAUCCUCCAGCAGUUAGACUCCAAAGACUCUGUGGACAUCUAUGGAGCAGUGCAUGACCUACGGCUUCACAGGGUUCACAUGGUGCAGACGGAGUGUCAGUAUGUCUACCUACAUCAGUGUGUAAGAGAUGUCCUCAGAGCAAGGAAGCUACGGAGCGAACAGGAAAACCCCUUGUUUCCAAUCUAUGAAAAUGUGAAUCCAGAGUAUCACAGAGAUGCGGGCUAUCCUAGGCACUGAGGAUGCACCCGAAGCUAUCCUGGAGAAAAGCUAUUCACUGUGUGAUUUUUUUUUAACUCGCUUCAUGCCCUACACAGGUGCCAACUAUUUCUAUUGAUACUAUGUAUAAUUUAUUAAUCUGGAGAAUUUUAAAGAAUUUAUGUAAUUUAAAAGUAACAGAUAUUAUUGUACAUAGCUGUAUUUUGUAGUUUCUUCUGUAAAUAUGUAUUUUUUCAUAAUGUUUAAUAUUAAGCUUUAUAUAAUACUAUUUUCCACACCAAAGUGUCCAUGGGUUGUUCUACAGAAACUAAUACAACCUGUAUGACAGGACUGCUGUAAACGGAUGUGGACGUGGCUGCAGAAGCGAUCCCCUGGACCCUGGUUUUUGGCAGUUUUGGUAUUUACUGAACAGGAGAAAGGAUGGGCUGGGGAGAGCAUAUAACAUGCUGGCUUUGCUGCAUUGCUGUCCUAUGAAUCUUGGGAUCCAAAGAUGAUCCAAAUGCUAUUUGGACAAAUAGGACAGUCAAAAAAAGGACUGGGCAGAGGGGGAAGGGAUUAAGUAGCACCGAAGCCGAAGGCGAUGGCUGUGCCUAAAGUGGAUUCUCUCGCGCCUUUCUCCUGCCAGAGGCUCAAGCCAAAGUAGUCAGCUCAGGGGCUGCAGUGCAAGGCCGGGCUGCAGUGUGGAGGGCUGUGGUAGAGAAGGGUGUGAAGAGAAGUGAUGAAUUCUUACAUCAAGAGGAAUGCCACCUGGAUCCCUGCCUGUAAACGUAAUCAAACUGAGAGCACCAUCCGUAGUGAUAGGGGGGUUGUUCACUGUGCCACAGUGUGGAGCGUGGGCACGCGUGCCCUUACCGUCACGGAUGUGUUGGUCAACCUGCACACACUGGUCUUUGUCUGCAUUCCUGGAAAAGUCAAAAUUAUGCCGGUCAUACUUGGUUUUCCCAUCAAAAGAAGAUUGUAGUGGCAGAUUAUACUCCUGAUCAAAGGACCUAAUAUCAAUAUUUUUAUGGAAAUGCCCAUAAAUAUCACAUACCGUUAAUUUUUGUAAAAAGACUCAGUGGUGCUUAGUAUAAAAUUUUCCAAAAGACUCUUAGUAAGUCAUUGAUGUCCAAAUAUUACACAGUCACCUUAAGUUGUUUUUCAUAUAAAAGACACUACCUACUCUCCCAAGUGGAUCUUCCGAAUCUGUGCCUGUUUUGACUCCGCUAGAUUUCAGUGAGUCGGAAGGCGGGCCUGGCCCUCUCCCAGGUGCAGCCGAGGGGCCUCCUGGGAGAACCGGGAAGCGCCUGUGUGGGACCCUCGGGGCUGCCUGAGAACGGGCCAGGAGUGCUGGCCUUUUCCUCACUGCAGAUUUCUUUGGAAUAAACUGAAGAAUUAGAGAGUAAGCUUGUUGAUCUCACGGCUUCAUUUGCAAAGAGAACCCCUCUUUUCAAAGUGUGUAUUUUUGCUACCUACCAUAAAGUUCCAUAAGUACUCAGAUGGGUGCAACUGGUAUAGUAACUGAAAAUCAUUACAUGUAUCCAAAAUAGUUACUUAUAGCUAGGCAAGUCCACACCCAAGCCAGAGAAGUUUCCAGGGUUAUUUGAGAUGCAUGAAAACAGAGGGAAACUUUGUCAGAAUGAAGAUGAUAAUAGGAGGGUUCCACGUUUCCACAGUUUCCUUGUGCUCAGCACCUUCGUGAAUGACUGUGAGGCUUUGAUUCUGUUUCAGGGAACUAGCUGGAUUUUCUAAAAGUGAAAAGGAACAACAUAUAUGUAAGUGUGGCAGGGAGGAAAUGGAAGUCAGAGAUUUGGGAGAUGUAGCGUCUACUAGGAAUAACUUCCCCUGCAUUGAAAGGUAAAUGCAACAAAAAUAACCCACAGCAUUUUAGACUAAUGUUGCUCAGCACAAAGCACACCAACACAGGGAAAGACAAAUUCCUCUUGGCCUUUCAUUCAUCUAGGAAACGUUUCGUAAGUACCUGCAGCCUGCUAGGCCGUGUCCUAGAAACUACACGUUUCUACUGACAUAAGGAAUGCAGCACAAUAACAAAGUUAGGUUGCUGUUACUAUUUUCAGUGAAGCUCGAAAGAGGGGCUCAAGGAGGCAGCGAGGUGGCCACGCCAGCCCACAGCAGUGGGCAGCCUUCCCCAGGCCACACUGGCCAGUGCUGAUGCUGCGUCCGUAGCAAACACCGGAUCUAGAAAAGGGAGCAAUUAACUGCACAAAACAAAAAUUGAAACCACAAAAAACUACACAUCUGUAGCAGCCAAUCACACCCACAUACCUGGUGUGUCUGGGAUGGAAUUAGAGUCGUGGAAAUGGACACAAGGGAAAACUGUAUGUUCUUUUGGUCUAAUCUAGGAAAUAUUUAUUCUUACCCUCCACCCAUCUAAUUUUAAAUCUCCUUAGCAACAAUUAUUUCCCUAACUUCCCUCCCACCGCCACCAAAGACUAAAUACAUAAUCUAGUUGGUCUAGUUAUUAAAUUUAGGAGGGAGGAAAAAAAGGUUUCCUUGACAUUCAGCUCAAUUGGAUGUAUUUUAAUUCAAUCCCUUCCCGUGUUCUGCCUUGGUAAACACUCCGUUUCCUGUCCUGGUGGGCAUCCUGUCUGUGCACCUGUGUGGCACACUUUAAUCAUCAUCUUCAAAGUGUUCUGACUUAUCCAACCUUGGGAGAGGCCCGUCUUGCAUCUUAAUCAUUAUUUACCCAAGUUCUUUAUAAUUAACUCCUUUAAUCUCUACUCAUUAAGUCAAUUUCGUAUCAUCAUUCUGUUGUUCUCUGGAUAGCAGCCAGUUUUCAGCUCUUGAAUCUGAUUUUUCAAAGGCACAUUUCCCUGUCUGGGCCUACACACACUGGUCCUUCGUGAUUUGCCAUCCCCGAAAGAUUAUGGGGUCCUCUUUUUCACUCACUACCUGCCUGCCCACUUCUCUUUUAGAAUACCUUUUUACUCUCUGUUCAUUUUAUCUCCUUACACUCAUUAGCAUUUUGUAAUCUUCUCAGGCUCCAUCUCAUAGAAGAGACAACCAUGACUACACUUUUCAAUACUAAAAUGGCCACAGCACACAGACAUUUUGGAGAUAGUUUUGUUUGGGGGGGUCUUUAGCUAAUUUUAUUAUGUCUUGGAAGAAAACCCAAAAGGAAGUGUGAAAAUAAUGUAAAACUACUAAGCAGUUGUCCAGCAAUACAGAAACAGACCUCACAUGUUACACUUCACAGUCUGAUUCUCUUGCCUUAGUGUCUCAGGAAGCAGUUUCUUAUAUUAAACAUUCCUCUUACCUUUUGCAAGAAAAUGACCGGCCAUCUAUUAACUUUGCAUUCAGUUGGCUUUCUGGGCCUUUGAGGUCAGAAUCCUGAAACCAUAACCUGCCAGAUGUGUCUGACAGCAAGUAGUAGGAUCCAAGCCCCAACUCUGGAGUCCUCCAGACUGAAGUUCACACACAUGAGCCAGACCAAUUGACCUGGUGAACAACAACAGAUAAUAAGCUGCUUGUUCGAGGCAGCAGUUCGAGGACUUUCCAGGUUCCUUUUCAUUGAGGAAAGAAAGUAAUUGGUCAGAGUGACAAGAAGGAAUGGUUGCUCCUCCUCCAGGUGGCUUUGAGCAAGCCCUCAGCCCUACCUCAGUUCUGAAGAGUGGAACCGACUUCAGCCCAAAUGUCCUAAGUUUCUGAGUAUUUUAACGGAAAAUCUGUAAACAAUGGCUGCUGAAAGCAAAUGAAAUGCUGCAAGGAAAGGAAAAUAUUAGGAAAGGAGAUCUAACCA
Myotis davidii is the source of this 10409-nucleotide messenger RNA. RefSeq names its product protein tyrosine phosphatase, receptor type B (gene PTPRB). Gene Ontology annotation, biological process: angiogenesis; protein dephosphorylation. Gene Ontology annotation, molecular function: cadherin binding; protein tyrosine phosphatase activity. Bases 44 to 6691 code for a protein of 2215 amino acids. The record is from RefSeq and is a predicted model, not a curated record. The transcript is spliced from 34 exons. Lineage: Eukaryota; Metazoa; Chordata; Mammalia; Chiroptera; Vespertilionidae.